Molecule: messenger RNA, 895 nt
Organism: Solanum stenotomum
Lineage: Eukaryota; Viridiplantae; Streptophyta; Magnoliopsida; Solanales; Solanaceae
Product: transcription repressor OFP13-like
Exons: 1
Coding region: 136-837 (233 amino acids)
Biological process (GO): negative regulation of DNA-templated transcription
Source: RefSeq, a predicted model, not a curated record
CCCUUCAUUAUAUACUCAAAACUCACAAGUUUUCAUCUAAAAAAAACAAAACUCCAUUAAAACUCUAUACUCAUCAAGAACUUAGAAAAAAAAAUCCCAAAAUCAAAAAAUCCCAAGUUCAAAACUUUUACAAAUAUGGCCAAAAAAUUGAAGAUCUCUUCUAUUUUCAAGAAAAAAGAAAUAGGGCUAGCCACUUGGCAAUGGCCAUCUUGUACACAUUCCAAGACUCUAUCUUUUAGAGGUGAUGACAACAUUUUCAAAACUAUAAAUUCAGUAUUCUUUGACCCUUUUGAUGGAAUUGAAACCCCACAAUCUUAUUCCACAAAUUCAUCAUUAGAUACCAAUAGCAUUUCAAUAGAAUCCCAUGAAGAAAUCAUAAAAGGGGCUAGAUCAGAAAGGCUAUUUUUUGAACAAGUGGCUACAAGUUCAAUUUUUCAAGAACCAAAUCAAGAACCACAAGAGGAAAAUCAAGAAAAUGAUUUGCCAUUUAAAGAGAGUGUAAUUUUGGCUAUGGAAUCAAAAGAUCCUUAUUUGGAUUUUAAGAAAUCAAUGAAGGAAAUGGUUGAGAGUCAAGGGAUUAAAGAUUGGGAUAAUUUACAAGAAUUAUUAGCAUGUUAUUUGAAAUUAAAUGGUGAAGUAAAUCAUGGUUUUGUUUUAGGUGCUUUCGUCGAUAUGCUUAUGGAACUUGUUAUCCCUACUACUCCGAGUACUAAUUCGGAUAAUUCAAUUACUUCUUAUUCUUCUGUUGCUUCUUCUUCUUUUUCUUGCCCCUCAUCUCCUCUGUCUUCGUUAGGACAUAAAGAGACAGAGGAACAAGAAAAUGCAAAAGUCCCCUAAGAUAUAGUGUAAUUUUUUAUUGUUUAUUCAUAACGUAAAGAAAGUUUACUUCUGAUUC